AGUACCAGAGAAAUUUGAUAGGAAGCCUCCUAUAAAUAAUGAUACAGAAACUCCAGCUUCUCUGAAGACAGAACUGGUCAGAGCAGAAAACCUGAAAAGCUGUGACAGUAAAGCAUGUCCUCCAGUGCCGAACUCAGAAAUGCCAUACGCCAUCCAGGAAGAUGAAAUUGCCAUUACUCUGGAAAACCAAGAGAUUUUACCAGAAGUUUCCAAGUUUGCAGACAGAGAACUGGUACAUUUUGAGCCUCCUAAAUCUCCAGAUACAUUUUUUUCUGGUGAGCCACUCAGCCAGACACAACAAGAUCCACAGGAAAAUGAGGAAGAUGUCAAGGAUUUCACAGAAGUGAGAAAAUCAUAUUCGUCAGAGAGGACACCUUCUGCUACAGGGAAUAACCACCAAGCACAAUAUAUGACUCGGUUAACACCAAGAUCAGCAACUGAAAGCCGAGCUGUAGACCAAAGUCCUGUUGUUUUCCCUGACACAAAAGUCAAGGAUCUUCUGAAAGCAAUGGAUGAAAAUCUUUCAGCCCCAACAUGGCAAUAUCCGGAGAAAGACAGCUCUGCCUUCUUGAUAAUGGAAACACCACAACUCUCGCCUCUACCACGACUGAGGCAAGUUGCUUUGAGGGACUCCAUCACUAAGAGGGUGUCAUGGGUAGGAUUCACGCAACAGCAACCUAAUGGCUCCUCUCCAUUUUUUGCCAAUGGUUCAAGGCCACCAGUUUUCCCCAUGUCCCAGCAACAGACACUUAUGGUGAGAAGCCUGAGGCAAUCUAAAGAAAAGUCCAAAGAGCUUUUCAACAGUAGUAACAUUAAGAGGAACUUUGUCCAGCUCAAACAUAUGCCUAAGGACACGGACCUGAAUCUUCCAGUAUUGUCUCCACCCUAUCAAACAAGAUCAGCAAAAAAACCAGAGAUUUUAAGGUUAGAUUUUGCAUAGGGGAGUACAUGCAAAGCAGGGUAUUAAAUAGAGAGGCAUGGUCAUAUUAUACAUGUGCAAGACAAUGAAGAGACAAACAUCUUGGUGAGUGGUACCAAGCGGUAAGAAUGUAUCACAAUUCAAAUAAAAUAGGUGAAGUUGGAGUUUAGCGAUAACAGAGAUUUAAGAAAAGAUGGGCCGCAUAUAGACAAGCAAUGGUAUCACACAUUGCAACUGGAUAGUUAAAUUCCACCUUGCCUCAAAGAUAUCACACAAGAGAUCCAUGAUGAGGAA
Molecule: messenger RNA, 1213 nt
Organism: Anolis sagrei ordinatus
Lineage: Eukaryota; Metazoa; Chordata; Lepidosauria; Squamata; Anolidae
Product: SNF-related serine/threonine-protein kinase-like
Source: RefSeq, a predicted model, not a curated record